GCGUUGAACGUCAGUUUUCGGGAUCUACAUUUCGAGCCAAAAUUCUACAAUCAAAAUUAUCUGUUUGGAAAAAAUGCAUAUUAUAAAAUAAUGGGCAUAGACUUAGAGUACAUCUGCUGCAAUCCAGCGUCUAGUUCCUCAAGUUCGACGAAAAUAUUCUGUGACAUUGAAAAUCCUUGUAGCCCAUGCAGAUGUAAUCGGUGCUGUAAAUCAAACUUUUUGAACGAUCAUACCUAUGCAAUACUCAAGAGGAUAUGCCAUAAGAUAGUCAAAAACUGCAAUCGACAGCGGUGUCGGGAACAGUAUUCAGUAUUUGAUGGUGGAAAUAGCACAAACUUAAAGCAACUGAUUGGAGAACAAAGAGAUGCAUACCUACAAUACGGUGACGGCAGGAAUAAAUACACGGACGCGUUCGAAAGGUGCCGAAAAAGUCGAGGGCGCGGUGAAAGAGAUGGUGACGAUUACGGAGAUGUCUCUAAAAGAAACCAGAAGUGCAAAGGCCGAGGUGGUGUAGACGGUGAUUGGGCGGAUGGAUCUCGGAGAGGCAAAGGUCGUGACUACGACGGCGAGGACACUGAAGAAUGGAACAAAUCCAGAAAGAAAGGUCUAGGUGACGACGAAGAUGGCGGAGAUUCGCAGAAAAAGAAGGCCAAAGGGCGUGGGGGUAUUGGUGACGACGAUGAAGACGGAUCCAAAAGCAAAAAGGGCAAAAAGGGUAAAGGCAAGGAUAAAGAUGGUGACGAAGAUGGCGAGGCGGGAAAAGCUAAGGGAAAAGGAAAGGGAAAAGGGAAGGAUGGGGAUGAGGAUGGAGAUAGUGCGAAGAAAGGUGGAAAGGGAAAAGGAGCAAAGGAGGGGGACGAAGAUGCCGAUGGAUCUAAGAAAGGCGGUAAGGGAAAAGACAAGGAUGGAAAAGAUGGCGGAGAUGCAGCCGACGCAGCCAAAAAGGCUGGAAAAGACAAAGGCAAAGGUGAAGACGCAGACGCUGCCGCUGCUCCCAAGAAGGCUGAAAAGGGCAAGGGCAAAGGUGACGACGCAGAUGCAGACGCUGCCGCGGCUGCCAAGAAGGCUGGAAAAGGCAAAGGCGAAGAUUCCGAACCUGCAGCCAGAAAGUCUAAAAAAGGAAAAGGCGAGGAGGCAGACGCUGCAGCCAAGGCCAAGGAAGCCGCCGAUAAGAAGGCUAAAGAAGACAAAGCAAAAGCCGACAAGGAUGCGGCGGCUGCUAAGGCCAAAGCCGAAAAGGAAGCUGUUAUGGCGCUAGCUAAGGCCAAGGCCGCUGCCGAUAAGGAAGCUGCUGCGGCGGCAAAAGCCGCUGCUGCCGCUGCCAAGGCUAGCGGCGCUGCAGGAAAAGAAUCAAAGGCCAAAAAAGGUGAAGGUGAAGGUAAAAAAAAGAGAGACUCUGCAGGAAGAAAGAGCAAAUCUGGCCAAGGUCGAGCCUCUAGUGAUCGUGGCAGUCGGGGUAGACGUGGAAGUCAAGGACGAGAAGGUGGCACAAGAGGGAAGGAUGGAAAUCGCCAGAACGAUGGCAAGUCUGUAGGAAGAUACGGCGAAAAUCGUGAUCAGCCAGGAUGUCGUGUCGUCCGUACCUGCGAUGUCAUGCGAUGUCAGUUGGAGCAAAGGGAUAUGUACAGAUUAUGCUUUUGCCCCUGUAACGACGGACCUUUGUGCAGCCCUUGUACGCCUUGCUUACCUUAUCCACCAUGUUGUCCGCCCUGCAUGAUGUAGAAGAUAGUUCAAGAUCAAUACAAGGCUUCUGUAAAAAGUAAACGAAUCUCAAGCAAUAGGGAAAUAGUUGAUAGAAGAUAGUUACUAGAAGUAGAAAAUAGUGGAACUCCUGUAUAUUCUAAAUGUCUCUUAUAUAAGCCCAAAAUACCCCUAUAAGCCUUGUCGAAAACUAGUGAGACUGUGUGUUAAGGAGAUCAGACGCUUCAUUCAUGUAUACGCUUCAUGUAGACCUCUUAUAUUUGCUGUUAAAAUCUAAUGUGCAUUAAAUCUUUUCAUCAUA
Molecule: messenger RNA, 2002 nt
Organism: Drosophila bipectinata
Lineage: Eukaryota; Metazoa; Arthropoda; Insecta; Diptera; Drosophilidae
Product: protein qua-1-like
Source: RefSeq, a predicted model, not a curated record